UAAAUUCUGCACAUCAGAACAGUUUUGUUCCUGUAGUUUCCUACUCGCUGUAAAAACAUGGACAUUCAUAAUUAUCUUUUUUUCGUGGUUUUCUCUCUUUUCAAUCCAGUAUUCACAGAUGAAGAUUAUGCACAAGUCACAGCAUGUUGUACUUUCAAAGGUCCGGGUUUUAAAGAUACAGAAUAUAUCCUAGCGGGCCUUUCUAACAAGAAAUUAAUACAGCAGUACAACAGCACAAGAGGCAACUGGACAGGAUUCACAGCCUAUUCAAUUGAAUUCCUAAAAAAUUGGAACGCAGACCCUUUUGAUGCAAUGGAGAGAGCAUUUGAAAAGAACAUAUUGUGUACUAACAACAUAAAAAAUAUCCAACAAUUGGGUAAUUUUACCUCUGUACCCACCAUCAAGCUGAAUUCAGUGAAACACCCGUCAAUGCUUGUGUGCAGUGCGUAUAACUUUUAUCCAAAACAAAUCCGACUGACGUGGUUGCGCAACGGGCAGGAAGUGACCUCAUCGGUCAGUUUUUCUGAAGUGAUGUCUGAUGGGGACUGGUACUAUCAGAUUCAUUCCUACCUAGAGCCCAUCCCGACUCCAGGAGAAAAAAUUACCUGCAUGGUGGAACACUUCACCCUCUCUAAACCAGCACUUCAGGUCUGGGACCCCUCCCUUCCUGUGCCAGAACGGAUUAAAAUUGCCGUGGGACUGUCUGGUCUCAUACUUGGUUUUGUUAUGUUGAGCUCUGGAUUCAUCUACUACAAGAACAAGUCUAAAGCACACAUCAUUCUCUGUCAAGCAUUUGUAACAGGAAGAGUUUUGGUUCCGCUGGAGGACGCCCCUGAAGUUGAAGCAACUUAGCAGUCAGAGCAAACAGUAGUAUUGUUGACACAUUUCAUCCAAGAUGGUCUCAAUAUGAAACUUAGUGUGUGUCUCAAGUCAUA
Sander lucioperca (pikeperch) is the source of this 935-nucleotide messenger RNA. Its product is annotated as class II histocompatibility antigen, B-L beta chain-like. The transcript has 5 exons. NCBI's taxonomy places the organism in Eukaryota, Metazoa, Chordata, Actinopteri, Perciformes, Percidae. Gene Ontology annotation, molecular function: MHC class II protein complex binding. The record is from RefSeq and is a predicted model, not a curated record. Gene Ontology annotation, biological process: immune response; antigen processing and presentation of exogenous peptide antigen via MHC class II; peptide antigen assembly with MHC class II protein complex. The coding region runs from base 58 to 852 and encodes 264 amino acids. Gene Ontology annotation, cellular component: MHC class II protein complex; membrane.